AUGUUGCAACAAGCCUUUCGAUCGUUCAUGUCAUCAUCCUCGGAUGGAGACCACCACCGAUCGGAUUGGAACAGCCACGAUGAGAACAACUCAUCUCGGAAUCUAUUCGUUCCAUCAUGGAUGAAAGAAUGGAUGAAAGUGAUGAACAACUCAAAGAAUCAUUCAUUGAAAUCAAUGUUUGAGAAGGGACAAUAUGGAACCAUUUUGGAGCGCAUUGAUGAGUUUGAAAAAGCAAAAUCGUUCCGAACCGAGAAAGACAAUUCUUCGAGGUCUCAUGAUCAUAACGGAGAAUUAGUAGAAUUAAGAAACGAUAUAUGUUAUUUAUCCUUCAUGAUUGAUAAAGUCACUUGCUCCAUCUUGAACAACAACCCUUCACUCCGCGUAUUGAAUGACGAGGGCUCAGGAAAAACAUCAUCCAGUGAUGCACUCGAAGGCUAUAUUUCUCAUCUUCAUCGAGUUUUGGAUGCUCUUUCCAGGAAGGAUACGCUUUCUCAUCAUGAUAUGGUGUUUUUAAUUUUUGGAUUGAAGGCCUAUGUCAUCGGUGUGUACAAUAAUCUUGUAUUGAAUCAUCAAUCUCCAGCACAUGAAAUGACAAUCAAAGACAUCAUUUAUUCAUUGAAUAAUUCAUUGCAAUUUUGUUUAAAUAUUGUGCUGAAGAAAUUUGUGAGAAAAGAGUUGAAAGAUUUUGAUUACUUUGACUCAUUGCAGGACGCUAUCGAACAAAACUUUUCUGGAUACUUGUUUGAAGACCAAGAACAAUUGGCACCCAGAACAAAAAAGAGGAAAAAAUCUUCAUCUAUUAAUUUGCCAAUGAUUGAUUACUCUAAAACUUUAUUAGAUUAUUUGGAUUUUGCAGAUACUCAAUUAAUUUAUCCAUUUCUGAAUUUGCAUGUACAUAUAUUCAAAGCUUUUAAUUAUCUCAACUCUUUACUUUUGGAGAAAAGAAAAUAUUCCAAGAUUUUAAGGACCUCAUACAUAUCGACAACCAACAAGGGAGUGGUAUCCACUGUACUGAAAAAGCUCACCAAUUUAUGUGUACUCAACAGUUGUACCAACUUGGAAAUGGCCAUUUUGGAAUGUGAAAGAACAAAUAAUAUUCAUAUUGUUCUAGCAUUAAUUGAGGAGCGAAAAUUUGAAGAAGCAAAAUUUCUUUGUAAUUGCAUGACUGAUUACAUUCCAUCUCUUUUCCUUUUAGGAAUUAUUUUCUUGGAAGAAGAUAAUGUCAAGACCUCUAAAGAAUAUUUUUUACAAGUCACACAGCUUGCUCAAUCACAAGACAGACAUGAACACACCUAUCUUAUUCAUAGUUGUAAAUUAAUCUCUCUACUUUGUAUUAAGGAAUGGAAUUUGGUCGAUGGUUUAAUUUGGUUCCAAAAGGCCUGUGAUCUCGAAAAAACAGAAAACGUUCAAUCCAAAGUAGAAUCGAUGUACAAUAUUUGCAAAAUUAAGGAAUGGGUUGGAGAAUUGUAUUCCAAACGAAAAAUACUCAAAGACAUUUAUCAAAUUUUGACAAAAAACCACUCUAGUCUCUCUCCCUCUGAAAAGGAACACAUUUCUAUUAAUCCAAUACUCAUUCUUUAUCAAAUUGGACUCUGCGUGCUGAAGGAGGAAAACUUUCAAAAUGCAUGCCAAUGUUUUGAAUACAUUCUUACAAACCUUCUCUCAGUCAGUGACAAUGAAAAGUGUUGGGGAAGAUUGAAUCAAAAUCCAGAAAAGACCCAUCCAGAUGAGCUCGUUUCUCCUCUCAUAUUACUUCGAGUUUAUAUUUAUUGCUUACUUCAGACCUAUAAUUUCGAGAAGGCACUUGCAUUGUGUGACUUUGUGUUGAAGAAGCUAGGAAGUGAUUCACCAGAUAUUUGGCCUUUCAAAUUGUACAAAUGUGAUGCGUUGAUGGCUCUUGAACGACCACUCAGUGAGUGUGAGUUGGUACUUGACUCUGUUUUGCAAGGAAAAGACAAUAGUAGCCUUUCUAGAAUUGUAAAAUCCAUCAUUUACAACAACAAGGCCCUCAUUCUUAUUUGUAGACAUCAAGAAAGUGACGCCAUGAAAUUGUUAAAGAAAAGUCUAGCAUUACUUCCAGAGAAAGCGUUCAACGAUGACAACUUUAAAAAGAUCAUGUACGAUCUACAAGCAAGCAUUACCUUUAACAUCACAACUACAUGCUUGGCAUUGAAUCAAUUAGAAGAUGCUGCUAAAUGGUGGUUUUCAUUUAGAAAGAUCCCUUUCUCAACACAUGUCACUUCCGAGCAAUAUUCUCAACUCUUUACUGAAUUAGAACAAAAACAAACCAUGAAAUCCAUUAAGGGAGAUGUUGGCAGCACCACACACAUUGACGAUCUUGAUGAUUCAACCUUCAUGUUACUCUCUCAUGUGACAGGAAAAUGUACAAGACAACAACAAAUUGCUCUUGACUUGUUAAUGCUCAAGUUGUAUAGCAAGCAUUUGGAAAAGAUGGAAGACGUGUGA
This is a messenger RNA of Naegleria fowleri, 2466 nucleotides long. RefSeq lists its product as uncharacterized. The transcript has a single exon. The record is from RefSeq and is a predicted model, not a curated record. Lineage: Eukaryota; Heterolobosea; Eutetramitea; Acrasida; Naegleriidae. The coding region runs from base 1 to 2466 and encodes 821 amino acids. Gene Ontology annotation, molecular function: protein binding.